Coffea arabica (coffee) is the source of this 4335-nucleotide messenger RNA. Lineage: Eukaryota; Viridiplantae; Streptophyta; Magnoliopsida; Gentianales; Rubiaceae. The record is from RefSeq and is a predicted model, not a curated record.
AUGCAGCAUGUGAUAACUAUAGUGAUGCAGUUAAGAAAGGUUUGCAACCAUCCUUAUCUCAUGCCGGGCACCGAGCCUGAAUCUGGAUCUGCUGAGUUCCUUCACGAAAUGCGAAUAAUGGCUUCAUCAAAGUUGACUCUGCUGCAUUCAAUGCUCAAGUUGUUAUAUAAAGAAGGCCAUAGGGUCCUUAUAUUCUCCCAGAUGACGAAGCUUCUUGAUAUCCUUGAGGAUUAUUUGACCAUUGAAUUUGGACCGAAGACAUUUGAGAGAGUUGAUGGAUCUGUGUGUGUCGUUGAUCGUCAAGCAGCAAUUACACGUUUUAACCAAGACAAAAGUCGCUUUGUAUUCCUCCUAUCAACACGCUCUUGUGGCCUUGGGAUCAACUUGGCAACUGCUGAUACUGUCAUCAUUUAUGAUUCUGAUUUUAACCCGCAUGCAGAUAUUCAAGCAAUGAAUCGGGCUCAUCGUAUUGGCCAGUCAAAUAGACUUUUGGUGUACAGGCUUGUUGUACGUGCUAGUGUUGAAGAACGGAUCUUGCAACUUGCCAAGAAGAAAUUAAUGCUUGAUCACCUUUUUGUCAAUAAAUUUGACUCACCAAAGGAGGUGGAAGAUAUUUUGAGAUGGGGAACAGAAGAACUUUUUGGAGAUUCUUUAAGCAUGAAUGGAAAAGAUGCAGGUGAAAACAAUUGCAGCAAAGAUGAAGCAAUUGCUGAAACAGAACAUAAGCAUAAAAGGAAGACUGGUAGCCUUGGUGAUGUGUAUAAAGAUAGAUGUACAGAUAUAAGCACCAAGAUUCUGUGGGAUGAAAAUGCUAUUCAAAAGUUGCUUGAUCGUUCAAAUCUCCAGUCAAGUUCACCUGAUAAUGCUGAAAUGGAAUUGGAGAAUGACAUGCUUGGUUCAGUAAAUUGGAAUGAUGAGCCAACAGAAGAACAAGCUAUAACAGCACCUGUUCCCAUGGUGACUGAUGAUACAUGCAUAGAGAACUCUGACAAGAAAGUGGAUAAUUUAGUGGGUAUUGCUGAAGAGAAUGAAUGGGACAGGCUUCUUCGAGUGAGGUGGGAGAAGUACCAAAGUGAGGAGGAAGCAGCUCUCGGUCGAGGGAAACGCCAAAGGAAAGCUGUUUCUUAUAGAGAAGCAUAUGCUCCCCACCCUAGUGAAACAUUGAGUGAGAAUGGGGCAGAAGAUGAGCCAGAGCCAGAACCAGAACCAGUACGGGUGUACACUGCAGCAGGACGUGCUUGGAAAGAAAAAUAUGCAAGGCUUAGUGCUAGACAGAAAGCACGUCUAGCUAAGGCAAAAACUGAUAAGGCACGUGGUUUUGGGGGACUAUCCAGGCCAGAGACGCUUCCUCCACUCACUCCACCCAAUGCCCAGGAUGGACACCAAAAGACUGCAUCAUUUCUGCUUGUUGAAGAUAGUGGUUCUGCAAUAGAUUUGGUAGAUAAGAGAUCAGUUCAAAUGCCUGAGAGAACAAACAAGAUCGAAAAGCUGGGGAAAGUACAAAAGCCAAAAUCAGAUGUUCUACUAGAUCUUCCAGUCAAACCUAGUGUGCAACAGUUCCCUUUUGGAUCACCAUUCAGUCAUCAAUUACAAGGGACGAGUUUUAUGAGCUCAGCACCCAGCAACAAUUUGUUGCCAGUUUUGGGACUGUAUGCUCCUAAUGCAAGUCAAAUGGAGUCAUCACAGAGGAAUUUCUCUAGAUCCCACUGCAGACAGAGGAGGCCAGACUUUGGACCUGAUUUCCCAUUUCCUGCAGUUCCUUCCUCUGGGUGCAUGAAUGCUAUGGGUGUUAAAGGACCUGAGACCAUCUUAGGUGGAUACCAGUUGCCAGAUCUUUCAUGUGAUGGUUCAGAAAAACAUUCAAAGCCCAAUAUCCCAAAUAGUUUUCUCCCGUCCAAUCUGCAACCUGCACUUGAUCUUAAAGGAAAAGGUCGGGUGGAUGAUUUUGAUAAUUCUGGUGCCUCCUUUUCUAGCUUUCGAGAAAAAUUGUUGCUACCCAAAUUCCCUCUGGAUGAGAGUCUGCUGCCAAGGUAUCCAUAUCCAACCAAGAACCUUGCGCAUGCACCCCAUGAUAUGUUUCCCAGUUUGUCACUGCGAUCAAAAGUUAUGGAUGCUAACUAUCGUCCUGAACUACCAACUAUGCCAUUGUUGCCAAAUCUCAAAUUUCCCCCACAAGAUAUAUCCAGGUAUAGUCAGCAAGAACAACAGAAACCUCCAACAUUGGGAUUGGGUCCAAUGCCACCUUCAUUUCCAUCUUUUCCUGGAAAUCACAGAAAGGUGCUUGAGAACAUUAUGCUGAGAACAGGAUCUGGAUCAAGCAACCUGCUCAAAAAGAAGGCGAAAAUGGAUAUCUGGUCUGAAGAUGAACUAGAUUAUCUGUGGAUUGGUGUUCGAAGACAUGGACGAGGGAAUUGGGAUGCCAUGCUACAAGAUCCAAAGUUAAGAUUUUCCAAAUAUAAAACUGCAGAAGAUUUGUCAGCAAGAUGGGAGGAGGAACAGCUCAAGCUCUUGGAUGGCCAAGGAUUUCCAUUCCCAAAGGCAUCGAAGCCUUCAAAAGUUGCAAAAUCUUCCUUACUUCCAGGCAUAUCUGAUGGGAUGAUGACACGAGCUCUGCACGGAAGCAAGUUAAGUGGGCCAUCGAAAUUUCAGAGUCAUAUCACAGACAUGAAGUUGGGAUUGAGUGAUCUACCUUCCAGCUUGCAACAUGUAGAACCUUCUCGUAAUCUAGGUCUUCCUGGUGAUCAUAUUCCACCUCUUCCGCCUUGGAAUAUGGACAAAUCAUGGGCCAACUUUUCUAGAGACUUGAUGAGUGGCCCCUGUGAUGGAUUGAUGUCUUCAUCAAGUAUUCCUAGAGACUCAUCAUUCCUGAUGAAUGCAUAUGGAGCGAGCGGCUUGGCUCCUCUUGGUUUGAAAAGCUCUAGCAGCUUGGGUCCUUUUGGUUUGAAUAGCUCUAGCAACCUUGAUUUGGAAGGAACGGAGCAUGAAGUUGGUGCUGAUAGAUCUGGGAAAUUGCCAAGCUUUAUGGAGAAACCAUUAAACAUUCUGCCUGAUUUGCAUAACAUAGGACCGGGUGAAUCUUCUGGGUCAAAGUUGUGCUCUGAUUUUAACAAAGUUCAGAGCACUUGCGAUUCAAAGGGUAAAGAAGUGGUUGAGGAAUACAAUUCUUCAAGGAGUAGUCUGCCUCACUGGCUUCGAGAAGCAGUGAAUGCUCCAGCAAAAUCCACUGAGCAUGACCUACCGCCAACUGUCUCUGCCGUAGCACAAUCAGUUCGCCUGUUAUAUGGGGACAAGAACUCUGCGAUUCCUCCAUUUAUUGUCCCAGGCCCACCUCCAUCCCGACCAAAGGAUCCGUGGCGAAGCUUAAAGAGAAAGAAGAAACAAAGAUCUCGUAAAGUGAAACAAUGCAAGCAGGAUGUUGCAGGAACCCUCGAUGAUGUCCAGAGCAGCUUCCUGUGUGAGAAUGUUGCUUCAACUUCUGCUUUGCAAGAGUUGCCAUUUCCUCAGGUUCCAGUAUCAGUAGCUUCUACUACAGGACAUCCUUUUGUUGAACCCCACAGCAGAACUCCACCUUUGAGCCUCGACAUGAUGAAUCAAUUAUCUUCAUCAACAAAUACAGCUGGUGAGAAGAAAAUGGCUACCCAGUUGUCACCUUCUCCUGCAGUGCUUCAGUUGGUUGCGUCAUGCACUGCACCAGGUCCAUCAGGAAUGGCAACUUCAACUUUUGCCGACCAAGGAAAACACUUGGAUGGCCAGGAUGAACAGUCAGCCGAGAAGGUGAAUGAGAACAUGUGGGGUCAGGGUAAACAAGAUCAAUCUGAAAGUCACGAUUCCAGCAAAACUCAGUCUGAUCCUGCUCGAGCUAGGCAGCCUGAUGGAUGUGAAAUGUCAUCUGAGGGAACUGUCUCAGAUCACCGUGCAAGUGAUCAGGAAUCAUAGACUGUAUCUGGAGAAUGUCAGUCAAUUGGGAUCUGGACAUCUACUCCAUGUAACUAAAAUUAUAAACCUGUAGUAUUUGUCAAAAAUUUUUGUAGCCACGAAGGUUUUAGUCUUGAGCUUUUAGGAUGUUUUUCACCAUCGUGUAUAGCUUAUAUGGGUAAGGUUUAAAUAUAGGAUGCUAAACUUGAUACAUUUGCCUGUUUAUGAUUCCUUUUCUUUACCAGCCCUUCACCUGCACUCCUUUGCCCAGAGCUGCCCACCAGCACCUGAACCCAGAAAAGAAGGAAAAAACCCUCUUACCCUCCACCUGUUCCGUUUCUGUGGCAGUUAUUUAUUCCUGUCCCUGAUUAUAACUUUCUGCUAUGAUGAAUUGAAUCCAGCUGACUUUAUCUUCGAGAC